Cordyceps militaris CM01 is the source of this 1911-nucleotide messenger RNA. RefSeq names its product arginyl-tRNA synthetase. Gene Ontology annotation, molecular function: arginine-tRNA ligase activity; ATP binding. Bases 1 to 1911 code for a protein of 636 amino acids. Gene Ontology annotation, biological process: arginyl-tRNA aminoacylation; mitochondrial translation. The transcript is spliced from 3 exons. Gene Ontology annotation, cellular component: mitochondrion; cytoplasm. NCBI's taxonomy places the organism in Eukaryota, Fungi, Ascomycota, Sordariomycetes, Hypocreales, Cordycipitaceae. The record is from RefSeq and is a predicted model, not a curated record.
AUGGCCGCCGACGCUUCCUUUGACAACCUGGCUAGACAGUUUUCGCAUCUGCCAUUGAUUGACAAGCUGCCCAACUGCUUCCCCGACAUCAACCCCGUCGACAUCUACCGAGCCCACAUCACCUCCAUCCUCAGCCACAUCACCGGCGCCGACAAGAGCCUCAUCUACCCCGUUCUACAAUGGACCGCCACGCUCGACAAGGGCGACCUGAUGCUUGCCAUUCCCGCCCUUCGCAUCAAAGGUAAACCCGACGACCUCGGCAAGCAAUGGGUGGAAAAGUGGCCCGAAUCCCCCCUCGUCGAAAAGCCCGUUCACAAUGGUGCCUUCAUCUCCUUCUUCUUCAAGCCCGAACCCAUGGCCAAGACCGUCAUUCCCAUGGCUCUUCAGCACAAGCAAGACUUCGGCUCCAACCCCGCCAACGGCCUCCGCGACCAAAAUGACCCCUCCAAGGGCCGCCAAAAGAUUGUCAUCGAGUUCUCGAGCCCUAAUAUCGCCAAGCCUUUCCACGCUGGUCACUUGCGAAGCACCAUCAUCGGUGGUUUCCUCGCCAACCUCUACCGAAGUGCCGGCUGGGACGUCGCUACUGUAAACUACCUCGGUGACUGGGGUAAACAGUACGGAGUCCUUGCUCUCGGCUUUGAAAAGUAUGGCUCCGAGGAAGAGCUCGUCAAGGACCCCAUUAACCACCUGUUUACCGUCUAUGUCAAGAUCAGCAAGGAAGUUGCCGAGGAAAAGGAGCAGGCGGAUAAGCUCAAAGCAGAAGGCAAGGAGGAAGAAGCUCAGAAGAUUCUCGACAACGGUGUUGACGAAAAAGCCCGCAGCUACUUCAAGAAGAUGACCGAGGGCGACGAGCAAGCCAUUGCUCUUUGGAAGCGCUUCCGUGACUACAGCAUCGAGCGAUAUAAGCAAACCUACGCCCGCCUCAACAUUCACUUCGACGAGUACUCUGGCGAAAGCAAGGUCUCUGAGGACGAGAUGCAGCAGGCUGCCGCCAAGCUCAAGGAGAUGGGCCUGGCCCACGAGGACCGCGGCGCCCUUCUCAUGGAUUUUACCAAGAGCGUUCCCGGAAAGGAGGGCAAGACCCUUGGCAAGGCUAUUCUUCGCAAAAAAGAUGGCACCGCCCUCUACCUCACCCGUGACAUUUCUGAGCUUAUCAAUCGUCAUGAGCGCUACAAGUUUGACAAGAUGAUUUACGUCAUUGCUUCAGAGCAGGACCUUCACGUCAAGCAGUUCUUCAAGAUUGUCCGCAUGAUGGGCCGUGACGACAUUGCCGACAAGUGUCAACACGUCAACUUCGGUCUCGUUCUCGGCAUGAGCACCCGCAAAGGCACCGUCAAGUUCCUCAACGACAUUCUCCGCGACGUCGGCGACCACAUGCACGACGUCAUGAAGAAGAACGAGGACAAGUACUCCCAAGUGGAGGACCCUGAGCAAAUCGCCGACAAGCUCGGCAUCUCGUCGGUCAUGGUCCAGGAUAUGAACGGAAAGCGCAUCAACAACUACACCUUUGAUCUGUCUCGCAUGACCAGCUUCGAGGGAGACACGGGCCCCUAUCUCCAGUACGCACACGCCCGCCUGUGUUCCAUUUACCGCAAGGCGGAACUUAGCGACGAGGCCAUUGCUGCCGCCGACCUCUCGCUCCUCACAGAGCCCAUGGCCGUCAACCUGCUCCGCGUUAUUGCCCAGUGGCCCGACGUCGUCCAGAACGUCCUCAAGACACUGGAGCCCACCACGAUCCUCACAUACCUCUUCAAGCUCACCCACACCCUGAGCACUAGCUACACCCACCUCCGCAUCGUCGGCAGCGAGCCCGAGGUAAUGAAGGCUCGUCUGGCCCUCUACAACUCUACCCGUGUUGUCCUCUACAACGGCAUGGCCAUUCUUGGCCUGACACCUAUCGAACGCAUGUAA